AGUUCCUUUUGCUGGAGAACGUGGUGCAUCACUUCAAGCUUCCCUGCGUUCUUGAUCUGAAGAUGGGGACCAGACAGCAUGGAGAUGAUGCAUCUGAGGAGAAGGCUGCUCGGCAGAUGAAGAAGUGUGAACAGAGCACUUCUGCCACCUUGGGCGUGCGCGUGUGUGGGAUGCAGGUCUAUCAGCUGGACACAGGGCAUUACUUAUGCAGGAAUAAAUACUAUGGACGUGGUCUUUCCAUCGAGGGCUUCCGCAAUGCUCUCUACCAGUAUCUCCACAAUGGCAUUGAGCUGCGCAAGGACCUCUUUGAGCCUGUCCUCACCAAACUGCGAAGCCUGAAGGCAGUUUUGGAGAGACAGGCCUCCUACCGUUUCUACUCCAGCUCCCUUCUUAUCAUUUACGAUGGGAAGGACAGCAGGGCAGGGAUGUUUGUGGAGCGCCGGCCGGAGAUGCGCUUGAAACGUGUGGACAGCUCUCUCCCGGAGAGCCUUCAGGAUGGCGGCAGCACAGAGCCCGGCUUCUCAGCCCAGCCCAAGGUGGACGUGCGUAUGAUUGACUUUGCACACAGCACGUUCAAAGGCUUUCGCGAUGACCCCACUGUGCAUGAUGGACCCGACAUGGGUUAUGUAUUCGGGCUGGAAAGCCUCAUCAACAUCAUGGAACAGAUGCGUGAGGAAAACCAGUAGCCCCGGGCUACGGCCUCUUAUUCUUGUCCUGGUGGCAGGAGCAGACAAGACCACCUACUACCACAGGAAAAAGCAGACAACUUUGGUUU
Molecule: messenger RNA, 775 nt
Organism: Pelecanus crispus (Dalmatian pelican)
Lineage: Eukaryota; Metazoa; Chordata; Aves; Pelecaniformes; Pelecanidae
Source: RefSeq, a predicted model, not a curated record